Molecule: messenger RNA, 519 nt
Organism: Lathyrus sativus (Indian pea)
Lineage: Eukaryota; Viridiplantae; Streptophyta; Magnoliopsida; Fabales; Fabaceae
Source: the annotation of a GenBank genome assembly
AUGGACAACCCUGAUCAAAUCACAGCUUUUCCGUCAACACUAUCGGACGCUAGAGGCGCCGACGGCAAACUUAGAAAACCCCCGCCGAGAAAGCCACCAGCGAGUCCUUACACCCGUCCCUCAUUAACCGCAAACCGCCGAUGGAUUUCAAAGCUAGUCGAUCCUGCUUAUCGCAUCAUCGCCGGUGGAGCCACUCGGUUUCUUCCUUCGUUAUUCUCUUCCAACGAAGAUCAAGGUGAACCGGGAGCUGAUGAACAGCACAGUAAAGAUAAUCUGCUCAUAACUAAUUCAAAUCUCCUGCCAUCUGAAUUGUCUAAAAUGGCAAGUAUUGGUGAUGAUAGCAGUUUUGACACUGCUCUGCCCAGGCACAUUGAAAAAGGAGAACAACACGAGAAUGAUAGGUUUUCAGAUAUCGAGCAACUGUUGAGAAGGAAAAAAUUCACCAGAGAUGAAUUCGAUCAUUUAGUGGAGGUUUUGAAUUCAAGAGCAAUUGACGUUGCUAGUAUUGAACAAAUUUGA